Medioppia subpectinata is the source of this 333-nucleotide messenger RNA. The record is from the annotation of a GenBank genome assembly. NCBI's taxonomy places the organism in Eukaryota, Metazoa, Arthropoda, Arachnida, Sarcoptiformes, Oppiidae.
GCGUUGGCUUUGCUUUCCAUAUCCAAGAAGGACUUACUGGCGCUGGACUUCGAGGGCGUUCUCAAGUACUUCCGCGUAUCGCUGCCCAAGAAGUUCCGCACUGAAGAGAACGGCAAAUAUCUGUUGCGGACAGCAGUGGCCAUCAAAUUGAAGAAAUUAAAGAAAUACGAAAAAGAGUAUCAAAUAUGGAAAGAGUCGACAAAAGUGGAGAAUCCUAUCGAUAGACUCGAGAAGGAAAACAAGAGAUUAGUGGACUCGACGUUAAGACUGGAACAGGAAAACGACGAUUUGGCCCAAGAAUUGCUCACCACUUGUAACUCAAAGAUCAGAUUA